UUUUAUGUGCCAGUAUAACAGUACAGGCCACGCUAAAAAGUUUUAACACCAACCAAACCACCAUUGAGUUUGGAGAGCAAUCAAAUUUGACAUACAUCUCUCUGCCGAACAUGGCCGCUACUCUAAACAGCAUUACUGCCCAAAUCCUCUCUCCUCCACCCACCAAACCCAUCACAGAACCAAAGAAACCCAAUUCACCUCUCAUCACUUUCUCUUCCCAACUCUUCACCAAUUCAAACCCAUCACUGAAUUCAACUCUUUCCACCAAAAAGAGACCCAAUUGGGUUGUUUGCUCCGUCACAGAGGACAGGGACGUUGUUACUGUGCAGGACAGCACUUCAAAUGAUCAACAAGAAGAACCCAAUGCUCCAAUUGAGACAGAAUCUGGGGAAGAAAAUCGUGUGCCUUCUGAUGGCUCUGAAGAUUAUGAUAAGUUCGUGGGUAGAGCAAUUAAUGCUUCUAUUGUUCUGGGUUUUGGUACUCUUGCAAUUACCUACUUGCUCACCAUUGAUCAUGAAUACUGGCAUGGAUGGACACUUUAUGAGGUACUGAGGUAUGCACCUGAACACAAUUGGAUUGCCUAUGAAGAAGCUCUUAAAACAAAUCCGGUACUAGCGAAAAUGGUGAUUAGUGGGGUUGUCUACUCUGUUGGAGAUUGGAUUGCACAAUGUUACGAAGGAAAACCGCUUUUUGAAUUUGACCGGAUACGCAUGUUUAGAUCAGGCAUUGUUGGGUUCUUGCUCCAUGGAUCCCUUUCUCAUUAUUACUACCAAUUCUGUGAGGCUCUUUUCCCUUUCGAUGAUUGGUGGGUGGUCCCUGCAAAAGUUGCCUUUGACCAAACUGCGUGGUCGGCAGUAUGGAACAGCAUAUAUUUUGUGGUUUUAGGGUUCUUGCGUUUGGAAUCCCCAGCCAAUAUUUCUAAAGAACUGAAGGCAACAUUUUGGCCUAUGUUGACUGCAGGGUGGAAGCUUUGGCCUUUUGCUCAUUUGAUUACCUAUGGUGUGAUUCCUGUAGAGCAAAGGCUUCUUUGGGUGGAUUGUGUGGAACUCAUAUGGGUUACCAUAUUAUCAACUUAUUCAAAUGAGAAAUCAGAAGCUCGAAUAUCAGAGGCAUCAACAGAAGCAAAUGCCAGUUCAUCAAGCGAUUCUCACGAGGCAUGAUGAAAUUGCUGUGAGGCCUCAAAGGAUUGGGAUAUCGUAGGAUAGCCCUAGGCUCUCUGCUGAUCUUAAUUUUUCAUAGUUUAUGCGCUGCAUCAUGAAACACUAAGGUACUUUUCUUAUGGUUACAUUUUGGCAGGAGUGAUUAAGUAAUUGACUUGAAAGCACCCCUAAGUGAAGUACUUUUCAGUUUUACGAUUCACUAGUAGUUGGAAGAGUGAUUAACCAAAUCAUCAUUUCCAUUAUUGGAAGAUGGAGAUAUGGUGAUAGGAAGAACAUGCUCAUAAUUGGUGAUCUUCCUCCACAGGGAUUUUAUGUGUAGGUUAUGAAACUAUAAAUCACUUUGAAUCAUAAUACCUUUGUAUUUAUUUUUAUAUUUAUGUACUUUUCUUUUGGGGUUGGGGAGAAGAGCAAAUGUGUUGUAGAACAGGCAUGUUAGAAAUAUGGUAGGGUUUCUUUAUUGUUUCCUCGAAUUUAUUGUAUUUUUUAUUUUAAAUUACUCCAACUUUUCGUUAUAUGUUCUUUAUCUGACUACCAUGCAACAUGGAUAUAGUGUGUUAAAAGAUGAUAUAAGUACAUCGUGCUAUUUCAUCCCUUGGCCAAUCA
Messenger RNA from Camellia sinensis, 1763 nucleotides. RefSeq lists its product as uncharacterized. Gene Ontology annotation, cellular component: membrane; cytoplasm. NCBI's taxonomy places the organism in Eukaryota, Viridiplantae, Streptophyta, Magnoliopsida, Ericales, Theaceae. The record is from RefSeq and is a predicted model, not a curated record.